UAUCUGGCUAUUCAAGGUUCUUCAACACCGUCAGAACGAGCCUUCUCAAGCGGUGGUAUCACGGACCACAGUCGACGCAAUCGACUCACACCCGAUGUCUUCGAGGCCUUACAAUUGUUGAAAAGUACUUAUCAAAACGGGCAUGUUCAGGCUGCAGCAGACGCAGCGGCUCAUGUAGAGCCUCUAGCUACUGUGACUGCUGAUGAUCUUGAUCUAACUACUACAGAUGCAUAG
Suillus discolor is the source of this 234-nucleotide messenger RNA. RefSeq lists its product as uncharacterized. The record is from RefSeq and is a predicted model, not a curated record. Gene Ontology annotation, molecular function: protein dimerization activity. The transcript has a single exon. NCBI's taxonomy places the organism in Eukaryota, Fungi, Basidiomycota, Agaricomycetes, Boletales, Suillaceae. The annotation marks the transcript as partial.